AUGAAGGCGAAUGAGAAGACGAUGAUCGUCCACCCGGACGUCGUGCUCGUGCCGUACAUGAAAGAGCACGUCGAGGUGCUCCUCCUCGUUUAUGUCCUCUCCGCGUUGAGAUUCACCGGCCCACAGAAGUACCACGAAUGGAUGUCCGACCCCGAGCUCCGUGAGCUGACCGCGAGCGAGCCCCUCACGCUCGAGGAAGAGUACGAGAUGCAGAGGAAGUGGCGGGACGACGACGACAAGCUAACGUUCAUCGUCCUCGCCGGCGCCGGCGCGACCGCAACGCAGCCGGGGCCAGGACUCGCGACGACGCAGCCGAUGGUCGGCGACGUGAACCUCUUCCUCAAAGGCUCCCCUGCAGACGACGACUUCGAGGCCGAGGUCGAGAUCAUGAUCGCAGAGCCGGCGCACCGCAGAAAAGGCCUGGCGCACGCCGCGCUGCAGCUCCUGCUCGCGUACGCGACGACGGCGCUGCCCGUGCCCGUGCCCCGCGCCGCGCUCGUCGCGCGUGUGGCGGAGACGAACGCGCCGAGCAUCGGCCUCCUCGAGAAGCUCGGCUUCGCGGUCGUGAGGCGCGUCGAGGUGUUUGGGGAGGUCGAGAUGCGCUACCGCGGGCCGGCGACGGGCGGGUGGGUGGCGGGGGAGGUCGUGGCGCUGCCGUAG
Molecule: messenger RNA, 660 nt
Organism: Epithele typhae
Lineage: Eukaryota; Fungi; Basidiomycota; Agaricomycetes; Polyporales; Epitheliaceae
Product: acyl-CoA N-acyltransferase
Exons: 5
Coding region: 1-660 (219 amino acids)
Biological process (GO): protein acetylation
Molecular function (GO): N-acetyltransferase activity
Source: RefSeq, a predicted model, not a curated record